UAAAAACACCAUUAUGUCCAAUAUGAUUUAAUUAAAAGACCAUUUAUAACCAGCACAAUGCAACUUGCGUCUUUUUAGCCAAUGAUUUUGUAAGGCACAUUCUGAGGCAGAGUGAGUUUGACCAAUCAUGUUACAGAUAGGCUUUCUUCAGACAUUUCACCAUGAAAUAACGGAUGACCUUGACUAAAUUCAUUAAAGUUGUUGACAUCUUGAAUGGCUGGGAUCCAUGUUAAGUCUGUCUCUACAUUCAUUAUGGGGAGGAACCAUGAUCUCAAAGACUCUUCGGUCCUCCUUUUUUGGUUAUCUACAGGAGGACAAGCAGGGGCAAACCACAACAAAUUUCUUGCAUCUUUUUUGCAGUAACCCAUAGGAAAGUACUGUACGCCUGUAAGUGGGCAGAAUGUUAGAACAUAACUACACAGAUGUACAUGCUCUGCUGGUGUCCUGGUUGAAUCAGUAUUUUAACAGGACAUGGACAGCAAUAGCAGGACCGUAUGUAUCCCCACACCAGCCAUCAGUGCAUGUGAGCUGGUCUCCAGUUCGAGAUGAGGGUUAUGGCAUGAUCUACAUCUGUCUGAUGGUGGGCCUCUUUAGUUUCUUCACCUUUGGCAUCAUGUUCAGCUACAUUCGCUCGAAGAAGGUGGAGAACUCGCAGGAUCCAUAUCAUCAGUACAUAGCUAAAGACUGGGCCAGUCUAGCAUCUACUGUGGUCAUCAGUAACCCAUCUGCUCUUGGACGCCUUCCAGGAUACAGCGGAAGAGAUCAGGAAUGGGACUAGAUUACUGUCUGUGACAUCUGAAUCACAUAAUAGUCUUUUUGAACGAUGUUAUUGUUGUGUGAUGUAAUCUGUUAGUCUUGUUUGAAAUAAAUGAUAAACAAUUGAAUUUUACAGUCU
Molecule: messenger RNA, 895 nt
Organism: Triplophysa rosa
Lineage: Eukaryota; Metazoa; Chordata; Actinopteri; Cypriniformes; Nemacheilidae
Product: potassium voltage-gated channel subfamily E member 3
Exons: 2
Coding region: 401-778 (125 amino acids)
Biological process (GO): regulation of ventricular cardiac muscle cell membrane repolarization; negative regulation of delayed rectifier potassium channel activity; potassium ion export across plasma membrane
Cellular component (GO): membrane
Molecular function (GO): transmembrane transporter binding; potassium channel regulator activity; voltage-gated potassium channel activity involved in ventricular cardiac muscle cell action potential repolarization
Source: RefSeq, a predicted model, not a curated record